AACUCAGCUGCUAUGUAAUUAGCGUAGUCAAAAAUAUACGCUGUUCAAUUUCUCGAUCUAUUAUAGAUACUUACAAAUGAGCGAUGAACUAUAUUUCACUCGUUAAAUUAUACACUUAUUCUCAAAUGUUUCAAAUCAACCAAAUACUGUACAUACAUAUAUACACGUGCUCAAGGUUGAAUAAAAAUGUUUUUGAAAAAUUGGAACAUAUCUCCAGGAGGCUGUGGAAAAGAAACCCUUAACCAUCGGUGGUCGAGGUGGACGCGUUCGAGGAUCAGACUCGCCACCCCCACUGCCCCUCUACCACAGUCGCUGCCGGUCCUCGGUGACCUCCGGCCUGUCAGUCUACACCGAGAAGCCGUUCAGGCACCAUCACAGCAUCUUCGCGUCUCUCUCUUGCCGCAUUCUCCCGCGGAGAGAAAGACUGCGAGAGAGGGACAGAAAAAGGGAAUAUCCCAGCCGCGCGUACUUUAUUUUGUGAGGACACGCUGCCGUAAAGGAAAGCAAGAAGAAGAGCAAGGAGGUGCCGACAGUGGCAGACAGGAUCUGUCCACUGUCAGGAUGGCGAGGUGGUUGCUGAUCGUCUCGUUGGCCAGCGUGCUGGUCCAUCAGACGAGAAACGAGAUCCUGACGCCACCGUACUUCAAUCUGGCCGAGGGCAAGGAAAUCAUCGCGUCGGCCACGUGUGGCGUCGACACCCCCGGUCCAGAACUCUACUGCAAGCUCGUCGGCGCGAGUGCCGACCAACAUGAGGAUAUUAAUCUGAUACAGGGUCAGGUAUGCGAUUACUGCGACUCGGAUAACCCGGAAAAGAGGCAUCCACCGGAGUAUGCGGUCGAUGGAAUGGAAACCUGGUGGCAAUCGCCACCGCUCUCCAGAGGAAUGAAGUAUAACGAAGUGAAUUUGACGAUUAAUCUUGGACAAGAAUUUCACGUGGCGUACGUGUACGUAAAGAUGGCAAAUUCCCCGAGACCUGGACUCUGGGUGCUCGAGAAAUCCAAGGAUUAUGGGAAGACCUGGUCACCCUGGCAAUAUUUCUCCGAUACUGCCAACGAUUGUUUAACUUACUUCGGUGUAGAUAGUUAUAAACCGAUCACCAGAGACGACAGCGUAAUCUGUACUACAGAGUACUCUCAAAUAGUGCCGUUGGAAGGUGGCGAAAUACCGAUCUCAAUCUUGAAUAAUCGUCCCUCAGCCAAGCACUAUUUCAAUUCAACGCUAUUGCAAGAAUGGACCAGAGCUACGAACGUUCGUUUCCGUUUCCUGAGGACGAAAAACUUGCUUGGACAUCUGAUGUCCUUGGUGCGAGAGGAUCCCACCGUGACUAGAAGAUAUUUCUAUUCUAUCAAAGACAUCAGUAUUGGUGGAAGGUGCAUGUGCAACGGCCAUGCGGAUACCUGCGACAUAUUGGACCCAAAGAUGCCGAAAAAACUCGUUUGCAGAUGCCAGCACAACACCUGUGGCCCUCAGUGUGCUACCUGCUGCAAAGGGUUCGAACAGAAGAAGUGGCGGCAAUCCACAGCGUUCAAAAAGUUCACGUGUGAACCUUGCAACUGUUUUGGUCACUCGGACGAGUGCGAGUACGAUACGGAAGUGGACGAGAAACAUUUGUCUCUGGAUAUUCAUGGGAACUACGAGGGUGGUGGUGUAUGUCAGAAUUGCCGGGACAACACGGAAGGAAUUAACUGCAAUCGAUGCAAACCCAAGUUCUACAGACCUCAAGACAAAUCACUUAACGCGACUGAUGUUUGUCAACCAUGUCAGUGCGAUGUAUUCUACUCGACCGGAAACUGCGCGGAUGCUACCGGUAAAUGCGAGUGUCGUAAGGAGUACACUGCGCCGGAUUGCGACAGUUGCAGCUUUGGAUAUUACGGUUAUCCAAACUGUGUACCUUGUCAGUGUCACUUGAACGGAACCGAUGGAAAUUAUUGCGAGGCAAUCGAUGGUUCUUGCCCUUGCAAACCGAAUUACGCCGGUCAUUAUUGUAAUCUCUGCGCGGAAGGCUACUAUAACUUCCCCGAGUGUUUACCUUGCGAAUGUAAUCUGCCGAGUUCUUUGGACGAGGUCUGUGACGUGGUUUCCGGCAACUGUACGUGCAAGAACAACUUUGGCGGACGAACUUGUGAUAUUUGCGAGCAUGGUUACUACAAUUAUCCUUUUUGUACAUAUUGCAACUGCGAUACACGCGGAACAGUGCCUGGCAUUUGCAACAAAUCGAAUGGUGCCUGUCUCUGUAAAGAAGGAUAUGGUGGUGCCAGAUGCGACCAGUGCAUCAGUGGAUAUUACGGGUAUCCAAAUUGCAGACCAUGUAAUUGCAGCACGAUUGGAUCAUCCUCUAUUAGCUGCGAUGCCACAGGAAAAUGUACUUGUCUCACCAACUUUGCUGGAAGGACUUGUAAUCAAUGUAGUCCUGGCUAUUACAUGUAUCCAGAGUGUAUAGCCUGUAAUUGCGACAGCCAUGGCUCUAUCGGCGCCUCCUGUGACGCAGAGGGUAAGUGCCAGUGCCGGGAAAAUUUCGAUGGAGCCAGGUGUAACCAGUGUAAAGAGGGUUUCUACAACUUUCCAACUUGCGAGGGCUGCAACUGUGACCCAGCUGGAGUCCUUGAAACCUUUCAAGGGUGUGGUUCUUUGCCUGCUGGCGAGCUCUGUCAGUGCAAGGACCGCGUGGAAGGAAGGAUAUGCAACCAGUGUAAGCCAUUGUUCUGGAAUUUGCAGCCUUAUAAUCCUCAAGGUUGCGAAGACUGUCAGUGUAACAUCCCUGGCGUUAUUGGAAAUAUCGGAGAGUGUGACACGAAAAACGGUCAGUGCAUCUGUAAACCAGGAGUGAUGGGCAGAAGUUGCGACCAGUGUAUAGAUGGAACGUACAAUCUAGAAGAAAGAAAUUUCUUCGGCUGUACAGAUUGCGCUUGUGACAUUGGUGGCGCAGUAAACUCGGUGUGCGACAAGCAAACAGGCCAAUGUCAGUGUCAACCACGUGUCACGGGUCUCACCUGUAAGGAACCCUUGAAGGCACACUAUUUCCCUACCCUCCAUCAAUUUCAGUACGAGGCAGAAGACGGCAGAACACCCAGCAACAGUCCAGUUCGUUAUGGUUUCACCGAGGAACACUUCCCUGGAUACAGUUGGAAGGGAUACGCGGUGUUUUCUGCUCUUCAGGACGAGAUUAUUCUUGACGUUUACAUCCAGAAGUCAUCCUUGUACCGAAUGGUCUUGAAGUACGUGAACCCUAACAAUGAACCAAUUCUUGGUACGAUUACCAUUACUCCUGAAAAUCCAUCGGAAGUGGAGCAACAAUUCAAAGUGAAUUUCAAGCCAACCGUUAAACCAUCGUUCGUAACCGUGGCGGGACCACAAGGUAAUCUUCCUUCCCCCAUGGUGAUGAACCCGGGUCACUGGUCUAUCAGCAUCGCUACCAAAAAGAGCCUUUUCCUCGACUACUUCGUGCUACUUCCAUCUGAGUAUUACGAGGCGACUAUUUUAACUCAGGAUGUAAAUAUUCCAUGCGAAGUCGGUUCGAAGGGGCUCUGUCGUCAUUACGGAUAUCCUAAUUUGACGAUGUUCGACUCUGUUCACGGAGCCGGUGGAUUCUUGAAUGAAAACAACGUCAGGAUCCCUCUGACCGAAUAUUUCACUGAGCUUCCCUUGAUCAACGAUAGACAAGAAGAAAUACACUUUGACCUAAGAAUCUCAAAGCCAGUUCCACACGUGUUGCUGGUGCUCUACGUCACGCCGAAAGAUGAGAACUCCACGUCCACGUUACUUAUAGAAGCCAACACCGUUGGAAAAGGAAAGGCCACCCUCUAUCCUUGCAAGUACACCAGUAUUUGCCGACAGGUUGUGACCGAUAAUUAUGGUAGAGUGGCCGCGAUGAACUUCCCCUCGAACUACAUCAGCUUGAUUCUAACAGGAGAGCCUAGUUCGAACGUCGCCAUCGAUUCCGUCGUUGCCAUUCCUUAUAACGAAUGGUCCCUGGAUUACGUGAAACCAAAAUCCAUAUGCGUUCGUAAGGAUGGCAAGUGCGUGAAAGGUCAGUUCCCCGGUGCUGCGGAAGCCAAGAAGAUCGAAUUCGAAAGCAGCAGCACGAUUCCAGAGUCUGAAAACAGACCCUACGGUAUCUACGACAACGCCAGUAAGCUCAUCUACUUGGACGACAAGAACACCACGGUCGAUAUCCACGCAAAAGUUGUGCAACCUGGUGACUACACCUUUAUCGUGCAGUACUAUCAACCAGAUUACCCGGAAUACGAACUCGACGUCUUGUUGCAGAACGGCAAGUUUUACGAGGCUAAGAUGUCCGUUCCUCAUUGUCCCAGUAACAGUGGCUGUCGAAGCGUCGUGAAACAGGUGGAUGGUAACAUCAGGUUCCAGCUGAUCGAGAACUUUAUGAUCACCUUCAAGGAAAGCACCGGUAAAGGUAUUUGGCUGGACUAUAUUCUGGUCGUUCCAACCGAGCAGUACAACGAGAAGAUUCUCAAGAAGAUCCAGUUCGAUCAGACGAAAGAGUUUAUCAAGAAGUGUGGCUACAAUCACUUCCACAUCAACAUUACCGAGGAAGGUUUCUGUCGCGACUCGAUUUUCUCUAUCACUGCCAGCUACAACAAUCGCGCUUUGCCUUGUAACUGCGACAUCGACGGUACGAUAAGCUUCGAGUGUGAGAAGUUUGGUGGACAGUGUCCCUGCAAGCCCAACAUCAUCGGAAGGCGAUGCGGAAUCUGCAAAACAGGAUUCUACGGUUUCCCGAAUUGCAAACCAUGCAACUGUCCAAGUAUAGCUCUCUGCGAACCAGAGACUGGCGCUUGUAUUUGUCCCUCCAGGGUCACAGGUGAACGGUGCAAUCAAUGCGAAGCUGGGACCUACGGGUUCCAUCCGAUCAUUGGUUGCGAGGAGUGCAACUGCUCUCCUUUAGGUGUGAUCGGCGGUGAUCUACAAUGCGAUCUUUUCAAUGGUAGCUGCAAAUGCAAAGAGAACGUAGUUGGAAGGCAGUGCGACAAGUGCGAGGCUGGCUACUCGCAGUUCCCUCACUGUGAGAGGUGCGACUGCGACACCAGGGGAACCACCAGUGAGAUAUGCGACCAGUACACAGCCGAGUGCUUCUGUAAGGCGAACGUUCAGGGCUCAGCCUGCGACGUGUGCAAGGAAGGUACGUUCAACAUCCAAGAGAGCAACGAAGAAGGUUGCACCAAGUGUUUCUGUUUCGGGAAGACCACCAGAUGCGUGUCAGCGAAUCUCUACAGGACCCACGUUUCCGAUAUGACUGGAUGGGAAUUGGUCGUGUCGAGCGAAAAGGGUGGAAAUCUGACGUACUUAAUGACGAUACCUCAAGAGUAUAACGAGACCAGCAUCGUCGUUGGACUCACUACCAACGAUACUUUCGGGCAGAUCAUCUACUUCUCAGCUUCGGAUACGUACCUGGGAAAGAAAUUGACCUCCUACGGUGGAUCCUUGAGGUAUACAGUCUUUUACAGUACUGGACCGUUUGGUAACGCGGUCAGCGCAGCCGACGUGAUCCUCCAGGGUGCCAACACGACUCUGUUUUAUUACGCCGAUGAACAGCCACCGUCGUUCCUCAACUUUGAGACGUCCGUGGAAUUGAUCGAGGUAAACUUUCUCACCCAAAAUCGCCUCAGCGCUACCAGAGAACAACUGAUGAUGGUUCUUGAAGAUCUUCGUGGAAUAUACAUUCGAGCGACGUACUGGAACCCCAGCAUCUCCGCGACCUUGUCACAUGCGAGUCUGGAGGUAACCACGGAAUACUAUUCGUCCCAGUAUAACGUUCCAGCCAGCAGCGUGGAACAGUGCCAGUGUCCACCGAAUUAUCAGGGACUUUCCUGCGAGGAAUGCGCGCCAGGAUAUUACAGGGUACAGUCUGGAUCUCACGGAGGGUACUGUGUUCGUUGCGAGUGCAACGGGCACGCGGACACUUGCGACGUCGAGACUGGCAUAUGCUUGGAAUGCAAAGAUGGUACCACCGGGGACCAUUGCGAAUUCUGCGAAGAAGGCUACUACGGAAACGCAACUGGAGGAACGCCGACCGACUGUCUGAUCUGCGCUUGUCCCUUACCAAUACCCAGCAACAACUUUGCGACCGGAUGCGAGGUGAACGAAGAAGGCAGUAAGAUUAGUUGCGACUGUGUCACUGGCUAUUACGGUGCCCGUUGUCAGGUCUGCGCUUCUGGUUACUACGGGAAUCCUGAGGUCUCCGGGGACUACUGCAAACCUUGCCAGUGUUCCGGUAACAUCGACACCAAUCAAGUUGGUUCUUGCGACUCUAUAACCGGACAGUGCCUGCAGUGUUUGAACAACUCUUACGGGGAGGCAUGCAGCCUCUGUAAACCGGGCUACUUUGGCGACGCGAUCGAGAGGAAAGAUUGCCGUAGCUGUGCCUGUGAAAGAUGCGGAAUGAAGGAAUGCGACAGUCACUCGGGCCAGUGCUUCUGUCACGAGAACGUAGUCGGAGAAACGUGCGACCGCUGCGCGGACGAUCACUAUGGUUACGACACCUGCGAGGGGUGCAAAGCUUGCGAAUGCGGAACAGCUUCGGAGAGAAGUCAGUGCGACGAGGUGACGGGUCAAUGUAAAUGCAAGCCCGGGGUCACGGGACGCAGAUGCGACCAGUGUAUCCCAGGAUAUUGGAACUACGGUCCCGAAGGAUGCGCCUCUUGCGGCUGUAACACAGGAUACUCUGUCGGAGUAUCCUGCAACACUACCACCGGUCAGUGCAGCUGUUUACCAGGUGUUAUCGGAGAGAAAUGCGACCACUGUCCGUACAGGAACGUUCUGAUCCCGGGACAGGGUUGUUUCGCUUGUGAUUCUUGCACCGGCGACUUGUUGGACGUCACUGACGAACUAUCCGAGUUGUUGGACCCCGUCUUCAGGGAGUACAGCACGGUCGCCGAAAGCUACUUCACUAAUCAACGCUUGAAAUUCAUCAACGACACGGUGAACGAGUUGUAUCCCGAGGUGAAGCUCCUCGACCCUAGCAGAGUGAACUUCCUCCCUCUCCAACAGGAGGUGAAGAGAUUGGAGCUAGAGGUGUCGAACCAGAAACGAGGGAUCGAUUAUACAGCCGAGGACAGCGAGAAAUGGAAAGAGGCUGCAGAGAAUACUUUGAAAGAUAUGAAUUUCCUUGAGGACGAUGUGAUCGGAGAAAUAGACUUUGUUAAAUCCACCGUCGCCGAGGUUGAAUCGUUAGCCCUGAACAUCGAGCUGGGAACAGGCGCAAAGUUGGAGAGCUCGUUGAAAGAAGCCACGGAUAUUCUGAGGAAGAUCCAAGAAGUAUCCUUCGUCGGUUUUCGGGAUCGGGCUACGGAUCAGGCGGACCAAGCAAACAUCCUUGUUUCAGAGAUGCUCGACUACAACGUACCAGUCAGCAAUCUGUCUGCUUUGGCGGACAAUUUGAGUAACAAGAUCAAAAACGUGACUGGCAAGAUGGACGAUCUUCUCGAGAUCACUUGGAAGGCACAAGAGCUAGCUAGCAAGGUGGACAGGUUGAAUAAGGAGAACAGAAUCGCAGCCGAGACGGGCAACUUCGACAUCGUUAAGAACGCAACGUCAGAGGCGAAUGAUGACCUGAUAGCUGGGGAAGGGUUGAACAGGAACGCCAGUCGGUAUCUCGAAGAAGCGAACCGCAACGUAGAGAUAUUAAAAACAAACGCCAUAGACGAUUCCACUGAAAUAUUAAAAAGAACCAUCAUGGAAAACGAUCAGCAGUUGGUCGAUCUAAUUGUUCCAGUUCAGAAUGCUCACGAUCACGCCGAACGAUUGUACAAUCGUUCCUUGGACCUGGACAGCUCGUUGACGGACACCAGGAACACCGACGCCGUGAAAGCGGUUUCCGCUUACAAAAACAUCGAGACUGCGAUCCAGGCUGCUCGCGAAGCAGCAGAUGAUGCCAUGGACGCGGCUGAAAAUGCUACCUCUUUGUCGGAUGGUAUCGGGCAAAGAGUGUUGAACUCGCAAAACGGAUCCUUCUAUCUUUUGGAAUCGGCUAGGAACAUGUUGGGUAAAACGCAAGGUACGCCUGAGAAUCAGUUGAGCGAUGCUCAAGCGGAUGCUUCUUAUAUUACUAUCCAGAACAGGCGCAACAGGGAACUGCUGGACAACAUCGACAAAGCUCUUUCUAAUAUUCCCUCACCUUCGUCGACGGUGGCCCAGGAUGCUAUGAAUCAGGUGGUAGACGUCGAGCAGAAGAUCAAACAGUCGGUGAACAACAUGUACGGUAUCGUGGAUCAGAUACCAGAAGAUCUGAAGAACGCUAAACAACUGUCGAAGAACAUAUCCGAGUCGUCCCGUGAUAUAUCCCAGGCGAAGAAACAGCUCGACAUGAUCGACAAAUACUUCCCAAACAUGACAGAACUAUUGAACAGUUUAAACACCAAUCAGAAGUCCAUAGACACGACUGGGAACGAUCUGCAGGGCAAGAUCGAGGCGUUGAAGAAUAAGAUCGCUAACGCCAGGGAAUUGGCUGAUCGUUUCAAGGUUGGUCUGACUUUCUACAGAAACACUACUCUCGAACUGAAGAAUCCUGAGAAUCUACCUCUGCUGGCUACGUCUACGAAAGUAUCCCUCUACUUUAGAACGAACAAGACGAAUGGUUUCUUGCUGUACCUUGGUAACGAGGAGAACGGUAAGUUACCUCGAUCAAAGACACGCGAUUUCAUGGCUCUUCUGAUCGAAAGCGGGUAUCCAGUGCUGAUAAUCGACCUCGGAUCCGGACCUGAAAAGAUAAUCAAUAAUAAACUCGUGUCCGACAAUGUUUGGCGACAGAUAAUCGUCGAUCGUACGGGUAAAAAUGUUAAGCUGAUCGUUCGCGAGGACAUCGGCGAGGGCAAGGAUCGGUUGUACGAGAAGGCACACGUGUUACCUGGCUCGUAUUACAUAUUCAACGUCGAUCCAGAACACUCGAAGCUGUUCGUUGGUGGAUAUCCUUCGUCCUUCAACAUGCAGGACGCUGUCACAGCAUCUUCGUUCGAGGGUGAAAUGGAGGAUCUGGUGAUAGGAGAGGAUACACCUGUCUCCUUCUGGAACUUUAUAGACGGAGAGAAUAAUCAGAAGGCAGCCAUCGAGAGAGACAAGCUGAUCAACUUCCAGCCAAGCACUGGCUAUAGAUUCGACAAGCAUGGAUUCGCCAUUCUAAGCAAGAGGAGCUUCCAGAUAUCACCGGACAGCAAAAAGUUCAGCAUCAAAUUGAACUUUAAGACGUUUGCACCAGAUGGGUUGAUCUACUUGAUGGGCAAAGGCAGGCAGUUCCUUUCCUUAGAGAUGAGGGACGGCCACGUGCUCUAUCAGUAUGACCUCGGGGAUGGAGAGAUCAGUCUGAGAUCCACAAACGUGUACAACGAUGGAAGCUGGCACAACUUGGAGGCUCUCAGAUUUGAAAAGAAGGGAGUGCUCAAGGUAGACGGUGUACACGUGGUAAAUGACAGAGCCACAGGAAACAGUAAGACUCUGGUGUCCUCUGAUACCAUCUACUUCGGUGGAUACCCACCGAAUGCUAAACAUCCAUAUCAGCCUGUGACCCACGAAGGAUUCGAAGGUUGCAUCGACGACGUGGUCAUCAUGGACACUAUAGUUGAUCUGACCCGCAACAUUCAAGCGUUUGGAGUCGCUCCCGGCUGUCCAGUCAGGUUUGCCAGUAUGGUGUUCUUCGAGGAGAAUACACCUGGUUACGUAAGGUGGCACAACAUCUCUGUACCAAACGCUCUUCAGGUGAACUUGAAGUUUAAGACCUUGGCAAAUGAUGGUUUAAUCUUCUACGUAACUGACCACGAGAAAGGUGUGGUUAGCUAUCUGUCGCUAAUAGACGGUAUCCUAGCGUUCAACAGCCAGGGAUUAGAGUUGAAAACAGGUAUCAACGGUAUGAAGUUCAACGAUAACGAGUGGCAUGUGAUUACGGCCACGCAUUCGGGAGAUUCGUUGAAACUGGACAUUGAUGACACGAAGAAUUACACCACCAUCGAGGCACCGCCCACCUUACUGAUACCCUCGGGCAGCUUGUACAUCGGUGGCUUACCUGCUGCUUUUGGCAUUCCUCCAACAGGAGCGAUGACACCCUUCGUUGGGUGCAUCGGUGAUGCGACGCUCAAUGGUGUGAUUAUCAAUUUCGCAAACACAACAGAGAGACCCCAUGCCUUCUUAGGAAAGUGCAAGGGUGGUGAUCCAUCCUCUUUGCCACCUGUAGUUGAACCAGAACCUGAUGGCGUACCUCCUCCGCUCCCCACGGAAAGUCCAGACGAUAAUGUUGAAGUGUCCACCCAGAUUAAUAUUAUCGAUAUUGAUUUGAGCAAAGAGCCAGACGAAGAUGAACCUAUUUUAGAGGGACGCGGUAAUCAUGAUGAAUUAACAACGACCAUGAAACCUACCACCCCGGCACCGAUACACGUUGAUCAGUGUCGUCUUCCUUAUUAUCCAGCUAUAGAUCCUGACUUGGAAAAUACUUGGCGAUUCGGAAUUGCGAGGAACAGCUUGUUGGAAUAUAGAUCUCUGAAUGGAAGGUACAGGAAUGACUAUGACUUCCAAAUUGACGUGAAAACCAUGGCCGAAGAGGGAAUAAUAUUCUAUACUUCAGAUCAUGCUAACGAGAAUUUGAUCGCUUUGUACAUUAGCGACGGAAGGCUUCACUAUACAUUUGACUGUGGAAGUGGACCAGCUUUGCUGAUCAGUGACAAGAAGAUAAACGACAACGAAUGGCACAUUGUAAUAUUCAAAAGACAAGGUAACUACGGAGAGCUUAUAGUUGAUGAGAACAACGCUGUCACUGGAUAUUCUCAAGGAACAACGAACAUUAUGAAUGUUAACCCACCGUUCUAUGUGGGAGGAGUAAUCCCGGAUAUAUCCAGCAAAGUGCAAAGCAUGAUUGGUUUGGACAAAUCUUUCAAUGGAUGUCUUGGAAACUUUAUGGUGAAUGGACAACCAGUUGGUGAACCCAUUAACGAAGUGGGUGUAAUUCCAUGUUCGAAACGAGUUGAGCCAGGAUUGUUCUUCUACCCUGGCAAUGGUACCAAUCUGUUCAAAGCAGUGGACAGAUUCACAGUUGGUAGAACAGUGGACAUCCAAAUGGAUAUUAAGCCACGUUCAGCUUCUGGUCAUUUGUUAUCUGUCCAUGGAAAACGGGAUUAUGUGGUUUUAGAAAUGAUAAAUGGGACGGUUAAAUUUCUUGUAAAAACAGCUAAAGGUUCGAUAGAAACUUCCUUCGAACCAACAAACCCGAAUUCUUUGUGCGAUGGCAACUGGCAUAAUAUUCGAGCUGUGAAACAGAAGAAUGCCGUGCUAUUAUCGGUGGACCAUAAAGCAGCUCCAGCAGGAAUCGGUGGUAAAAAUUAUGCAGGAGUUAUGUCCAAACAUCCGAUUUACAUCGGUGGUCAUCCGAUGCUUGGAAGAAAAUUACGAGGAAGUACCUCGCAGGCACAAUAUGUUGGAUGUAUCACCAAUGUUCAUAUCAACAUGAGACCUGUCACUUUGGGUCCUGAACGUGCUUAUGGACAAGUUAUCGCUGGUGUAUGCCCAACGAUAUAAAAAUCUCUGAGAACAUGACUUAAAAGUGCACUUAAAAUGAAUGAACAUCGUUGGUCCGUCUUUUCUUUAGACAAUGAUCUUGACGAGUAUAUUUUGAUAAAGAAAUUUGUGUUCAUAAACACUCAUGGAGUUUUCUGCGAUUCCUGAGACUUAACAUUCUUUCUUUCUUUCUUUCUUCUUUUUAAUAAAAAUACAUAUUUUAGUAUUUUAAGCGUCUAAAGUAAUCCGUUGGUCAAAAAUUAUAAUUGUAAAGUAUCGAGUGCCAUAUCUCAGGGCCUACCAAAUGAUGUAUUAAGAUUUCAAGAAUAAUCCUGCACAUUCCUAGCGUGCCUUAAUACAAAUUUUUUAAAAAACAAUAUAAGGACACACAAAUUUUCAAAAAACGUACACCUUGUUUUGAAAACACGCAAUAAGACUGAACGUCGUUACUUUUCAUCCACCUUUCAAGGUGAGAAAGAUAGUAUCUCCACUACAUUUAUCAGUGAUUAUUUAAAUUCUUGGGUAAGCUAUAUGUUAUUACGUUUCGUAUUAGGUGAAUUCCAAGAUGUUGAACUAAAAAUAAAAUAAAA
Messenger RNA from Osmia lignaria (orchard mason bee), 12083 nucleotides. It is a transcript of the gene LanA, whose product is annotated as laminin subunit alpha. Gene Ontology annotation, biological process: animal organ morphogenesis; regulation of embryonic development; regulation of cell adhesion. The record is from RefSeq and is a predicted model, not a curated record. Lineage: Eukaryota; Metazoa; Arthropoda; Insecta; Hymenoptera; Megachilidae. Gene Ontology annotation, cellular component: basement membrane. Gene Ontology annotation, molecular function: signaling receptor binding; extracellular matrix structural constituent.